Molecule: messenger RNA, 1858 nt
Organism: Chaetura pelagica (chimney swift)
Lineage: Eukaryota; Metazoa; Chordata; Aves; Apodiformes; Apodidae
Gene: PGM1
Product: phosphoglucomutase 1
Exons: 11
Coding region: 1-1701 (566 amino acids)
Biological process (GO): carbohydrate metabolic process
Cellular component (GO): cytosol
Molecular function (GO): magnesium ion binding; phosphoglucomutase activity
Source: RefSeq, a predicted model, not a curated record
AUGGGAGAUGCUCCUCUGCCUGUGUUGACCAUGCCAACAGCUCCUUACAGCGACCAGAAACCAGGAACCAGUGGAUUACGGAAGAAGACCUUUUAUUUUGAAUCCAAGAGGAACUAUUUGCAGAAUUUCAUCCAGAGUAUAUUUUCUUCCAUAGACCUAAGAGAUCGACAAGGAUCUUCUAUGGUAGUUGGAGGUGAUGGGAGAUACCUCAAUAAGUCUGCAGUGGAACUGAUAGUCCAAAUGGCCGCUGCCAGUGGGAUCGGCCGCUUGGUGAUCGGGCAGAACGGGAUCCUCUCCACCCCAGCUGUGUCCUGCAUCAUCAGGAAAAUCAAAGCCAUCGGUGGCAUCAUCCUGACUGCCAGCCACAACCCUGGUGGGCCUAAUGGGGAUUUUGGCAUUAAAUUCAAUACUGCCAAUGGAGGUCCUGCUCCUGAAGCUAUCACAGACAAAAUUUUCCAAAUCAGCAAGAACAUUGAAGAGUAUGCAAUCUGCCCAGACCUCAAGGUGGACCUAAGCACCAUUGGGAAACAGCAGUUUGACUUGGAGAACAAAUUUAAACCAUUUACAGUGGAAAUCGUGGACUCAGUAGAAGCUUAUGCAAAUAUGCUGAGGAACAUCUUUGACUUCAAUGCUUUAAAGGAGCUGCUGUCAGGGAAGAACCACCUCAAGAUUCGCAUAGAUGCUAUGCAUGGAGUUGUGGGCCCAUAUGUGAAGAAGAUCCUGUGUGAGGAGCUCGGAGCCCCAGCAAAUUCAGCAGUGAACUGCACCCCCCUAGAGGACUUUGGGGGCCACCAUCCUGACCCCAACUUAACCUAUGCUGCUGACCUGGUCCAGACCAUGAAGUCAGGAGAGUAUGACUUUGGAGCUGCCUUUGAUGGAGACGGGGAUCGCAACAUGAUUCUCGGGAAACACGGCUUCUUUGUCAACCCCUCCGACUCCGUCGCCGUCAUCGCUGCCAACAUCUUCAGUAUCCCCUACUUCCAGCAGACAGGAGUCCGUGGCUUUGCCCGCAGCAUGCCCACCAGUGGGGCCCUCGACAGGGUGGCCCAUGCGACAAAGAUCGCUUUGUAUGAAACUCCAACUGGCUGGAAGUUCUUUGGAAACUUGAUGGAUGCAAACAAACUGUCUCUGUGUGGAGAGGAGAGUUUUGGUACUGGCUCCGACCACAUCCGUGAGAAGGACGGGCUGUGGGCUGUCCUGGCUUGGCUGUCCAUACUAGCCACGCGCAAGCAGAGUGUGGAGGACAUCAUGAAGGAUCACUGGCAGAAGUAUGGCAGGAACUUCUUCACCAGAUACGACUAUGAAGAGGUGGAUGCAGAUGCUGCUAACAAAAUGAUGAAGGAUUUGGAGGCAACGAUGUUUGACCGCUCCUUCGUGGGGAAGCAGCUGUCCUGUGGUGACAAAGUCUACACGGUGGAGAAAGCAGAUAACUUUGAGUACAAUGAUCCCGUGGAUGGAAGUGUCUCCAGAAACCAGGGCUUGCGGCUCAUCUUCUCUGACGGCUCCCGCAUCAUCUUCCGGCUGAGCGGGACGGGCAGCGCCGGGGCCACUGUGCGCCUCUACAUCGACAGCUAUGAGAAGGAUGCUCAGAAGAUACAUGAGGACCCCCAGGUCAUGUUGGCUCCUCUCAUCUCCAUUGCACUGAAACUUUCCCAGCUUCACGAAAGAACCGGCCGCACUGGUCCCACUGUCAUAACAUAAAGGCUUGGUCAGACACCGUGCUGGAGUGCACCCCGGGUGAGGGAAGUCUGUCUCCCCUUCUAGUGUCACAUCUGUCACUAAAGGAAGAAUAUCAAUUUUAUUUCUGUAUUUAAGAACACUAUUGAACUGCUUGAGGAUAGACAAUAAAGCCCAGCCC